Branchiostoma floridae (Florida lancelet) is the source of this 3227-nucleotide messenger RNA. RefSeq names its product zygotic DNA replication licensing factor mcm3-like. The record is from RefSeq and is a predicted model, not a curated record. The transcript is spliced from 21 exons. Bases 65 to 2500 code for a protein of 811 amino acids. Gene Ontology annotation, cellular component: MCM complex; nucleus. NCBI's taxonomy places the organism in Eukaryota, Metazoa, Chordata, Leptocardii, Amphioxiformes, Branchiostomatidae. Gene Ontology annotation, biological process: DNA strand elongation involved in DNA replication; DNA replication; double-strand break repair via break-induced replication. Gene Ontology annotation, molecular function: single-stranded DNA binding; ATP binding; ATP hydrolysis activity.
CUGUGCACUGUGCUAGAUUUUGUGCUACGUUUCAGCUAAAAAAAUCACACAUUUCGAGAACAACAUGGAUACAGAUGUGGACCAACAUUUGAGGGACGUCCAGAGAGAAUACCUGGACUUUCUAGACGACGCGGAGACAGAUGGGACCUACACGGACAAGGUGCGUGACAUGGUGACCAACAACGGUUUCCGCCUCAUCGUCAACAUCAACGAACUGCGCAAGAAGAACGAGAAACGUGCCAACGCCCUGCUGUCUGCUGGCUGCGAGGAGUUGGUGUGUUUCCAGAAGGCGCUGAAGGACUUCGUGGCCACGGCUGACACAGCGUACGCCAAACAGCAUGAGGAAUUCUUUGUGGGAUUCGAAGGAAGUUUUGGUGCCAAACAUGUGACCCCACGUACCCUCACGUCUUCUUACCUUGGGAACCUGGUGUGUGUGGAGGGGAUCGUCACCAAGUGUUCCCUUGUGCGUACUAAAGUGGUUCGUAGCGUGCACUACUGUCCAGCCACGAAGAAGACCAUCGAGCGCCGCUACACUGAUCUGACCUCUCUGGAUGCCUUUCCCUCAAGUGCCGUGUACCCCACCAAGGAUGAGGACAACAACCCACUAGAGACAGAGUUUGGCCUGUCUGCCUACAAAGACCACCAAACCUUCACCAUACAGGAAAUGCCAGAGAAAGCUCCAGCCGGCCAGCUCCCGCGGUCAGUGGACAUUGUGGCGGAUGAUGAUCUUGUGGACGCGUGCAAACCCGGCGACCGUGUGCAGGUCAUCGGGCUGUACCGCUGUCUGCCGUCCAAGAAGGGAGGCUUCACUUCUGGUACCUUCAGAACCAUCAUGAUCGCUAACAACGUGAAGUUGAUGAGUAAGGAGGUCGCACCAUCGUUCUCCGCAGAUGACGUCGCCAAGAUCAAGAAGUUCAGCAAGUCCAAAAAGGAUGUUUUUGAGAUCCUGGCUAAGUCCAUGGCUCCCACCAUCCAUGGACAUGAGUACAUAAAGAAGGCGGUCCUGUGUAUGCUGCUGGGUGGGUGUGAGAAGGUUCUGACUAACGGCACACGCCUCAGGGGGGACAUCAACGUCCUCCUUAUCGGAGACCCGUCCACUGCCAAGUCCCAGAUGCUGCGGUACGUUCUGCACACGGCUCCUCGGGCCAUCCCCACCACGGGACGGGGGUCGUCUGGAGUGGGUCUGACUGCUGCCGUGACGACUGACCAAGAAACAGGUGAGCGACGUCUGGAGGCGGGAGCUAUGGUGCUGGCUGAUCGUGGUGUGGUCUGUAUCGACGAGUUCGACAAGAUGACAGACAUGGACCGUACAGCUAUCCACGAGGUGAUGGAACAGGGUCGUGUCACCAUCGCUAAGGCGGGAAUCCACGCCAAGCUCAACGCUCGCUGCUCUGUGCUGGCCGCGGCCAACCCUGUGUAUGGAAGGUAUGACCAGUACAAGACCCCGAUGGACAACAUCGGCAUGCAGGAUUCCCUCCUGUCCCGUUUUGACUUGCUGUUCAUUGUUUUGGACAAGAUGGAUCCAGAACAUGAUCGUAUGAUCUCGGAUCACGUGCUGCGAAUCCACCGCUACCGAAAUCCUGGAGAGCAAGAUGGGGAUGUUCUCCCCAUGGGCAGUGAUGUAGAUGUGCUGACCACAGCAGACCUGGAUGCUGCAGAUGAAGAGGAGAAGGAGAUGUCUGUCUAUGAGAAACACGACAGCACGCUGCACGGGCAGAAGAAGGACAAGAAAGAGAAGAUCGUGAGUAUGCAGUUCAUGAGGAAGUACAUCCACGUAGCGAAGGCGCUGCGCCCCGUGCUGACCCGCGAGGCCUCGGACUGCAUCGCUGACGAGUACUCCAAACUCAGGAGUCAGGAGAAUCUGGCAAGCGAUGUGGCUAGGACUCAGCCCGUGACUGCCCGUAGUCUGGAGACAAUGAUCCGUCUGGCCUCAGCGCACGCGAAGGCUCGCAUGAGCAAAACCAUCACACGGGAGGACGCAGAGGCCGCCAUCGAGAUGGUCCAGUUUGCCAUCUUCCACAAGGUCCUAGAAAAGGCGAAGAAGAAGCGUCAGAGAGAGGCCGACUCAGAAGAUGAGGAAGAGGAAGAUGAGGAACAGCCUGCCAAGAGGAGAAAGGAGCGCCCUCCCCGUAACCCUGACGACCCGUAUGACUACUAUGAUGAUGAGGAUGAAACUGUACCAGACAUUGGUCGUCGCCGUGAGAAGAGAAAGGAGCCAAGUCAGAAGGAGUCAGACGAGUCCAUGGACGUCACAUCAGCUUCGGGGGCAGCUGCGAAGGACGGGGUGUCGGAGGACAGACUUAAGAUGUUCCAGAAGUCACUCCUUAAUGUCUUCAAGAAGGAGCACGCUGAAUCCCUGCCCCUCAAGAGGGUGACGGAAGCCGUCAACAGCGACCACGCAGACGAUCCGUUCUCGGAAAGCGAGAUUAACAGCGCCGUGGACAAAAUGAUGGACAACAACCAAGUCAUGCUGUCGGAUGAGACCAUCUUCCUCAUUUAAAUAUUUAGGACGGGUCAGUCAUACUCGUUUGAAUUCUUGUGUUGAAUUUUCAGCGCAUUGGACAAAAUGAUGGACAACAACCAAGUCAUGCUGUCGGAUGAAACCAUCUUCCUCAUUUAAAUAUUCGGGAUGGGUCAGUUGAACUCAUUUGAAUUCUUGUGAUGUCUCUACAUGAUUAUUCAGAUAACAUUCCAGAAGUUUCAAAAACUAAAGAAUUGUAACCAUCCAAAAUCAUGUGAGGAAUUACAACCUGUUAGUUGUAAAAUGUGGUGGGAAAUUGUAAAAUAAAACAAGGGAUACAAAAAUAGAAGUUUAAGGCAGAUAUGAAAUUCCUUCAUUAUUGUAUGAUAUUGGUCAAAGCCAGGGCAAACAAACUUGGGACAUGUUAUUGUAGGACUUCAUGUUUGACUAGUCUCACUUGUGCAUGACUGUGUUUGCCUCAUCCGUUUGCGUCACCUUGUUUACGUCACUGUUGUUUGCCGAGCGAGAUCACUUCCAAGUCUUAACAAACUUCAUUGACAUGUUUUGACUCCUCUGUAUUGUUCCCUACACUUUGGUACGGCAAUGUUUCCGUCUGCUUCUCCCCUGGAAUGUAAACAUUGACUCAUACUCUUCCAAAACAUUUCCUAAAGCUAUUUGUAGAAAUCCUUUGGAGUUAUAGGAGUGGAAGAAAAUUCAAUGUCUGUAAAAGGGGAGUAUAUGAAUGGUUAGAUCGCUUUACUCUGAC